GUCGCGACCGGUCGCCUCGAAAACGAAACGCGGACGCCGUGUCCGAUCCGGGGUUGUCACUCGAAGAAGCAUCCCUCGCGCGUCCUCGCCCAGGGCCGGCACGCAUGCGCGCGACCACCUCGACGAGGGCCCAGGAGCCGCGACGAGACGCGCCGUCGACUACCCACGGCGGUUAGGAGGUGCGCCAUCAUAUGCCCUUAAACGCUUUCGCCCGGGAACCGACUGACCAUGCUGCCUCUUCUGGUCCUUCUUCUGUGGAGCUGCUCUCCAGCAGCCAGCCAAAGCAACUAUGCCUCCCAGGGGAACAGCAUCGAGUAUCAACCAGGAUUACCGCCGAGCACGGUGCUGGAUGGUCAUGUCACCAAGCUGGACGACAUCUCUUCGAUGAUCUUCCUAAACCGCACCAAGGCCUUCCUGAACUGCAGCCAGGGUAGCAUGGAGGUCGAGCUGAAGUUCGAGGAGCCCUUCUAUGGGGUCGCCUACGCAGAUCUCGAAAAGAACACCGCCUGCAUGGUGAAGGGACGUGGGCUGAACACCGCCACCUUGGAGCUGCCCCUGAAAGGAUGCGGCACCAGGCAGGACCCACAGCGUGUCUUCACGAACAACAUCGUCGUGAGGUUCCAUCCUGGGCUGGAAAUGGAUGGCGACGAGGUCAUCACUAUCGUCUGCAGAUACCCACCACCGUUUGCGCCUUCGCCACCUGCCCCACCGGCUAGCAUCUUGGCGACGCCAGCGCCGCCAUUGAUAGCAGAGCCGGCCCUGAAGGGCUUCCAGAUCCUGAUGAUCAUCUGCGCCCUGUUGUUCCUGUCGCUCCUGUUGCUGGGUCUAGGAUGUUCCUACAUGUGCCUAAAACGCCGGCCAAUCCGAGUCAUCCAUCGUCAACCUUUCGGCAGUGGAACGGGGUCAGAAAUCACCAAACUCUCCGGAUCCUCCCUAGGGAACAUCUCCAUGUUCGAGGGCCUGAAGAUCCCUAGGGCGCAUGCAGUGAUGCAUGGCGCAGCAUCGUCCUUCGGUAGCGAGGUGAACCUGGUGGUGGAUCAUUCGGACACGUUGCCCAGUGAUUACCCCUCGGAGAGCCACUCCGAGGUAGACGAAGAGCGGUCCUUGCCGGUCUCUUCGGCCGGUUCUUACGACAACAAGAUCUUCAUCCAACAUCAUCAGCAACAGGUCGAAGCUCGCAUGUCCGGGUCUCUUUACUCCGAGUCGGUGGCGGAUGCAGAAACGACCGCCAUCACCGCAGCCAACGCCUCCAGGGUCGGAGUUCCUCGGCAUCCGGUCGCCUUGCCCAUCGAGCCGAAAUUCGACGUGCAGAUGAGGGUGAAGAGGGCACCUCCACCACCUCCAAGCCCGUUACCUUCGGAAUCCGACGCUAGCGUCGCCCUCGAGAGGAACCUCACCACCAUCCUCGAAAGGGAGGAGUGUUACAGGGAAUCCGUUGACAGUCCCAUGGGAAGAGGCGUCACCACCUUCACCUACGUCCCGGAUAUCCACGUUCCCGCGGGCUCCCCCGUGUCCAGGCAGCAGACGCCUCCAGUGUACUCCAGGAUUCUCAGGAAGCAGGCCGAGCGCCAUCAGGAGAUCGUAGAGACGACGACGAGCCCUGUACCGCCAUCACCACCUUCGUCACCACCUCCAGCCCCCACUGCGACGAUUCUGCGUCGACCUCGAUCCCUGACCUCGUUGAGCACGGAGAUGAUGGAGGCGAGGUCGAUCACGGAGGUGACCGACGCCACCCACGCGAAGUACAGGGUGGCCAGCAUCCUGGCGCCGACUCCUCCACCUCCGCCACCCAUCGUGCCCUCGGAGAGCUACCAGGCCUCCUCGGAGCACUACCGAGAGGAGCUGCACCGAGAACAGGUGGAACCCCUGGUAGAAGCUGUGGUGGCCAGACCCAGGAGACCCGAGAUCACGACCCACGAGGUCGACGACGUCUUCCUGAGGACCGUCACCGAAAAGAAGACCAUUGAGGACGUGGAGCGACACCGUCGUCAGGUGACCGAGUACCGGGCGAGACCCGACCCCAAGUGGGACGUCACCAUCAGGAACUACCCUUCGGAAGAGGUACCCCUGCCGCCCCCUGAGUGGGAGAACUUCUCCGACGUCAGCAGCGCCUCCAACCUGACGAUCACGAACGAACCGAUGCCCCUGACGCCGAACGAUCACCAUGUCGAGCCUGACAUCAGCAUAGAGCCAACGUACACGCCCAGGGUAGAGAUCUCCUGCAGACCCGGGCCCAGGGAUGCUGGACCAGAAACCGAGACCCAGAGUCCACCCUGGUUCGCCCUGGCCAGAGUGCUCGAGCCCAGGUACGCUGCAGAGCUGAGCGAGGACGAACGCUCCAGGUGGCGCGAGAUCAUCACCACGGAGAGCACUCUUAGGACUCUUCUUACCGAGGCCGUCGUCCGGGAGGACUACGAACUGAUUCGCAAGGACGCGAGAUACGCGAAUCUCUUCCCACCCGCGAAGUGGGACGUGAUCAUCCGCAUCCUGAGUCCGCCGGCCGGGUCGGGGUCGCAAUCAGGCCGCAGCGGCCAACGCUACAAGCAGCGCGGAAAGUCGUCCGCGGAGUGGGACACCAGGUCGCGGCGGUCGUCGCUGCCGACGCUGUACGAGUACGAGAGCGACGGUGGAAGCUCUAUGAGGACUAUCGGGCAGGAACGACGACCUGCCGGUCUGCUGCCCGGGACGCGGUUCCGCAGACUCAGCUCGACGACCCGGGGCGGCAGCGAGGCGGACCUGCGCUCCAUGUCGGAGAUGACGGUGCGCGACUUCGCGCGGGUCGACCGGGACGACCUGACCAGCGUGAGCUCCUACGAGGCGGAUUCGCUGGCCAGAUCGCUGAGCCAGCCGAGUCUCGCCAGGUCAGGCUCGGAGUUCACCGAGCACUGGGGCGUCCCCGCCGGCAGGGGCCUCCCGACCUGGACGACCGAGGAGCCCAGCUCCGCGGAGACGACGCCGCGCGUCGCCCGGCGGUCCGUCGUCGCCUCGUCCACCGAGACCUUCGCCAGGGCCGCCAGGUUCGCCGGCCGCGAGAGCGUCGUCGCCGAGAGCCAACGCUCCUCCAGCUGGUUCCACGACGACUCCGAGCCCGAGAUGCAGAUCUGAACGCCCCGGCUCCCACGAGAAGAGUGCCGGUCCUUUAGCAACCAGGUCUGAGGACGUUUUCCUUGGAGGCUGAAGACGCUGCUCCGGAGACACGCCUCGUCGCGGACGACUCCCUUUCGGCGGGCCCGACCGCGCCAAACUUUCCACUGGCCACUCGCCUCUGUUCCUUCCUCUAAUCCUAACACUGCCUCCGCGACUGCUCGCUAUUGUUCCAUGAAUCGCAAUACAGUGGAAUGCACACGUUUUGUACACGCAAAUGCGGGAGAAAUGCAGCGGUUUUCACCCUACGAAUGAUUUUGUUUACAAAAUGGGAUUUUCAGACCACACAUCACGAGUGAUUUUGUUUACAUUUGGACUAUAACGUUUUUGAAUGAAGAUUAUUCCAGUAAUUUUGAGAACAUACAUACUUAUAAGCGUUUAUCACGGUGAACGUUUAAAUUACGACCAUUACACAUAAUAAUGACGUAAAUGUAACGUAGACCCUGCGGAAACGUUGAUUUCAAUGUAGAAGAGGCGGAUAUUGGAAUGUGCAAUGGAUGUUUAGAGUACGUUUAAACGUGUAUUCCCCUGAUUCGGGUUUAUUGGGACUUGCGAUUACUUGCUAAGUCUUUCUUCUCGGCCUUCUCGAGCCCGCCGAGUCCGAGUGGCACUGUAGAGUCCGGCGCCAGGUGCACGUACCCAGGUCGAACCCCUCGUCGGGAUCCUCGACGAGGACGAGGCGAUGAGGACGAUACAUACUUAGGUCAAAUAUGGUGCUGGGUCUACGCUUCACGAUACCAUAGGUUUAAGACUUCGAUAACGCCCUCGGACGUACCAUUAUCCGCACGAAAGUACGUUCCUACGGAUGCUGCGCGACGACGGGCUGGUCUCGGACCUUCAGAAAGCGCGAAACCUCUAUCCAGGGUCUAAAUAACUAGGAAAUAAUUGCAACCGUACUAUACAAAUGUGAGUCGAUGUCUAAGCUUCUCUCCCAGCAAACACAGUUAAUUAGUCUACGUGUAGUUUACGUGUCGUUGAUUUUAGAAAUAGAGAAACGUUGUAGGUACUCUACUAACGUGGAAGGGAAAGUCUGUUAGACAUGGCUCGUUUGCGUCGCGAUUAGAUAUCCUGAACAUACGUCAUAGUUGUGUAGGCGAAGCAUUUUAAGGUGUAGUUUAUGUGAAAGACAUAUGUCAAAGAUAUAUAUUUACAGGUAUAUAUUAGUUACUGACUCAAUACAGAUAUUUACGUAAAUUUCAUACGUAUCGUAUGGAUGACCGUAAUAUGAAAAAAAAAAAAAAACUGUAUUACAUAGGUGGAAGAUGCAGAAAUGCGGCGAACCCGCUGCACGGACUCUUUGUAACGGUGCUGUAUCUUCGGAAUGUAUCUACGCUAUGUAUCGAAUGCCGAUCACUACGAUAUAUAUUUCUUUUUACACACGGUAUAUGUUUCACGAACGCCCGUGGCGGUUCCAAAAAAGAAAAAAGAGUGUACAUACUUUACGUUCCUGCGUAACGUUAUGGUUACGCAUUUAGUGGGCUGUGUUUGUUGGGACGGAACAUCGUUUGCAUGAUUUAUAUUUAAUUGUACGUUGAAAUGUAACAACCAGGGGAAGGUAAUCCUUGGGAUUUUAACUUACAACCCAAACGGUUGUAACUUAUACAACGACGUAGGAAAAAAUCCUUGGAUUAUGCGAACAUUGCCGGUAAUUUUGUGUAAUUACGGUUAUUCGGGUGUGAAAAUGAAAGUGCGUGUAGGUACCUGUAUACAGAGUGGUAGAGAGCAAGUGGUCGAAAAUGCGGAAAUUUGAUAAUCGUGAUAAGAAUAUCGUCGCGCAGCAUAUCCGCAAACCCGGCUUGAACCGCGGGGGUUGCACUGUAAGCCCGAGUGGAGCCCCUGGAAUAAUGACUUUUAAUACCUAAAAAUCAAGUAGAGACAAUCAAAAAGUGUUUCGAAGCACUGCAGGCACUGCCGUAACCUACGUGGCUACGUUCGCGCAUUUACGUAAGCAUUUACGACGUAAAAAGUGGAGUCGUUUACGAUACACACCACGUAACUCCUCCGGUCCCUCCUACUCUCCCCUCUUAUUUUUUUGUUCUACCCUUUUUAUUUUAUUCUUCCAGCGCGAGCGUUUUGCCAGCGGAAACUUUAAACCUUUUUACCGUACCGUUAUCCACCUGAAGAUCGAUACUCUCGGUAUGGGCUCUGUACACUGUAAAUACCGACACGUUGCGAGCGGAAUUCACACGGCCCGCGGUACGACUUCGGUCUUGACAGAAAUCUCUAAUCGACAGUUAACUACCCUAAUCGCUGUAAAACGACUGGUGUACCGACUCUAAAUAAACGUAACGAUGCUUCUACUAAA
This is a messenger RNA of Orussus abietinus, 5449 nucleotides long. RefSeq lists its product as uncharacterized. NCBI's taxonomy places the organism in Eukaryota, Metazoa, Arthropoda, Insecta, Hymenoptera, Orussidae. The coding region runs from base 229 to 3105 and encodes 958 amino acids. The transcript is spliced from 6 exons. The record is from RefSeq and is a predicted model, not a curated record.